Acanthoscelides obtectus is the source of this 13812-nucleotide messenger RNA. The record is from the annotation of a GenBank genome assembly. NCBI's taxonomy places the organism in Eukaryota, Metazoa, Arthropoda, Insecta, Coleoptera, Chrysomelidae.
CCUAAGCUGUUUUGAAUGGAUGAGGUAAGGAAAUUGUGCAUUCCUGCCGGUUUAGCAGGUUUGGUGAAUACUAUUCAGCUGCUCCCUGAAAUGCCAUUGCCAACACCAUCACCUCAGACACUGAGUAAUAAAUCCUUGUUAUUCCAUCCAAGAGUAGCAGAGGAAGCUCAGAAUUUACUUGGUGUUAGGGAUGAGUGCUUAAUACCCCAGUUGGUAACUUCCCUGGAACAGACUUCUGCUGAGCACAUAGAAGUUAAAGAUAACUAUGCUGGCUCAGAGACGCGUCUUGAGCAAGCAUCUAUGCCAGAGCUGCUACGAGCUAUGCUAGAUACAAAUCCACAUGUCUUCAAGGGUAAUAAACAUCGACUGGAGGAAUGCCAGCCACAACCAGUAGCUCCGCUCGAGGAACAUCAACCAGCAGCACCUCCCGGGGAACAUCAACCAGCUAGCCAACCAGCUCCUCCCGAAGACCCUCAGCCAGUAGCGCCUCCUGAAGACAAUCAACCUGUAGCACCUCUCGAGCAUUCGCAACCUGUAGAUCCCCGUGAAGACUCUAAGCGAGAAGCGCCCCCUGAAAAGUCUAAACCGGAAGCGCCUCCUGAAAAGUCUAAACCGGAAGCGCACCCUGAAAAGUCUAAGCCAGUAGCGCCUCCUGAAGAGUCUAAACCAGAAACGCCCCCUGAGAACUCUAAACCAGAAGCGCCUUCUGAAGACCUUCCAACAGAUAGCUUCAGUGCAUUGGUAAUUGGAAAUAAGAGGAGGAGAGUUGUUAAAGAGGAGCAAGUACCGGAGCCUGUGGUCGAGAAACCAAAAUUGCGGAAGGUGGAGAAGAAGUUCGUACCCGUGUUGGAGAAGCUAUCUUUGGAGGAGCUUAUGGAAACCAACACCUACCAUAGGUUCAACAAGUCUAUCGAACAUAUCUUGAGGUCAUCUGAGGACAUUGAUGUUACUGAAAUUGCCGAAGAUGGCAUGAUACAAGAAGACUACCUCCUUAGUAGAUCAACAAUGCAGGAAUUGUGUACAGAAGCUGCAAAGCUAAAGAACCUUGGUGCUAUGGAAAUGAUCCCCACAGAAAAAUUAACACGACUGCUGAAUAUCUUGGAGCUGAAUAUCAGAGGUGGGGAUAGAGUAUCGCCGAUCAGUGACGAAGAUAAUGAGAGUAUUCGGCAAAUCUGGCUGGAAGCAACAAUGGAACGUGUUAUGGGCGCAGCAGACGCUUGUCUAGUCUGCAUGUACAUCAUGACCUCCCGAAACAUGUCGAAACGCGUCUAUCUCGAAGACGUAAUUGACAGGGUGGUGCUUUAUAUCAAAUACCAACUCCACAAUACGAUAUUUCCAUCGUAUGACUCCACCUAUCGUUUGGACAAUAAAAAGAAAGAUGGUAGAAAAAAGAAGAAUACCCAUGUAUCUGAAAGAGGCGUACAGGUUUUGUAUACGAAGAUCUCCGAAUUGGUGAACCUGUUGGCAGAAUUGCUGAAUUUUCAAGUGCUCACCGAUACUUCCGUACUCCACGCAUCCUCUAUGGGUGUGUCGCCGUUUUUUGUCGAGAAUGUGGACGAGCUGCAGUUAGCCUGUCUGAAGCUUGUCACAACGAUAUUCACAAAAUAUGAAACUCAUCGGCGUCUACUGCUUGAUGACAUAUUGGCGUCGAUGGCCCGUCUUCCAAGUUCCAAAUGCAGUAGGACGUACAGGCUGAACAGCAAAGAACGUAUACAGAUGUUAACCGCUCUUGUUUUGCAAUUGAUCCAGUGUGUUGUUACCUUUCCCGAUAACUUCUUGCAGAAAAAGGACAAAAGUUCCAGUGAUGACAAAGAAAAAGCACCAGCGGUUGAUACUGACGUAUUGAUCUGUAGCAAAUACGAAAAAGCGACUUCUACUGCUGGAACGUUUUUGGCAGUAUUCCUAAAUAAAUGUGGCAACAAAGUGGAAGAAGUUGACUAUAGACCCCUAUUCGAGAAGUUUGUAGAAGACCUGCUGUUGACUGUUAAUAAACCACAAUGGCCUGCGACUGAACUUUUACUGUGCUUGUUAGGGAAAAUGCUAGUCAAGAAUUUUGCUAAUAAAGGCACUGAUAUGUCGCUUCGUGUUGCUAGCUUAGAUUACUUGGGCGUAGUCGCCUCAAAACUCAGGAAAGACAGUGUAUUGACCAAAAGUAUGUUGAAUACUAUCGACCAAAUGAUCAAAGAUAUCAGGCAGGAAGAGAUGAAAGACAAUGAAGAAACGUCUAAAUCGAAGAAGAAAAACAACACCAGUUACACUGAAGAGGAAAGGACGCAAUUUCUGCAACGUGUGCUGUUAGAUUUUUUAUCGUUGAAUUCUCAAAACGACGAAGCUUUCAGACAUGCGCGACAUUUUUACAUCGCACAAUGGUACAAAGACGCGGUUACUGAAAAGACUCAGUUGGCAACUGGUGGUGUUAAGAAGAACAAUGCAAGAAACAAUCGUAAAGCUAAGAGAUUCGAGGAAAGUGACGAGUCUGGAGACGAAAAGGAAACUGAUAAGGAUGAUGACAGUCAAGAGAAUGCCGAAAAAUUUAAAAUCAUCGAAGAAAGAAAGAAAUUUCUAUUGAGCAAAGUAAAACCAUUCCAAGAAACCAUGUCGUCUGGUAACCGGAUACGGGUUUUUCAAACCUACAUUGAUCAGAACAGUGCUGAACUCAUCGCUCAAUACCUGGCAUCAAAGAGGUACUUCUCGCAAAGCUUCGAUCACUACUUGAAAGCUAUUUUAUUCGUUUUAAAAGAAACUUCAAUAGCAAUAAGAACUAGAGCAAUGAAAUGCCUGACCAUGAUCGUAGCUGCUGACCCAUCGGUUCUUGGUCGCCACGACAUGCAAAUGGGUGUCAAUCACUCUUUCCUAGAUCAUUCUACCUCCGUUAGAGAAGCUGCUGUAGAUCUAGUGGGCAAGUUUGUUCUGAACCGACCCGAAUUGAUUAGCAAAUAUUACGAGAUGCUCUCGGCCAGGAUCCUGGAUACCGGCGUCAGUGUCAGAAAAAGGGUGAUAAAAAUAUUGAAAGAUAUUUGCAUCGAAUGUCCGGAGUUUCCAAAAAUUCCCGAAAUUUGUGUGAAAAUGAUCAGACGAGUGAACGAUGAAGACGGAAUAAGGAAGUUAGUGAUGGAGGUGUUCCAAAACAUGUGGUUCACGCCGACUGACGAUGCCUCGCUGCUAAGGAAAGUGAUGAACAUCACAGAUGUUGUAGCGUCUUCCAAGGAAAUCGGGCUUGAAUGGUUCGAGCAAUUGCUACUCAGCUUGUUCAAACCAAAAGCGGACAAAGAUGACUCCACCAAAAUAGCCACAGAGCCGCCAGAAGUAUUACUUUUAGCUUGCCGACAAAUUGUCAAUUGCCUUAUAAAAAACAUUCUCACCUUAGAAGAAAGCAGUGUUGAGAAUAGCGGUUCAUCACAAAGGCUUAUUGCUUGUCUAACCACUCUGCAAUUGUUUGCAAAGAUCAGGCCCCAGUUGCUGGUAGAACAUGCUAGCACACUUCAACCAUACUUGGGUCUAAAGUGUCAAUCGAUAGGAGAUAUUCAGAUCAUCAGCUGUGUUGCUAGAAUGCUAGAACUGGUGGUGCCUCUGAUGGAACAUCCCAGUGAUACGUUCUUAGCUCAACUAGAAGAAGAUGCCAUCAAGCUGGUCUUGCAACAUGACAGACCUAUAGUCAGCAGCUGUUUGUCAUGUUUAGGGUCAAUCAUCAACAAAGUUACCCAUAACUAUAAGCUUAUCAGGGAUUGCUUCAAGAAAUAUUACGAUUAUCUGAUCAAGUAUAAGACAUGGAUGGAGGAAGAUUUCAUAGAAAUAUUGAACGACGUUAAGCUGAAGCCAUAUUUUAGACGAGCUUUGUUUAUCGUUGGUAUGUUGUUAAGGCAUUUUGAUUUCAAGGAUCCUGAGGUGCUAGGAGACCUUUCGCCUACCACCAAGGACGAAGUCUAUGAAACCAUGAUGUUUUUUCUGAAAAGAGACGACAUUGAUGUUCAGGCGAAUACCUUGAAAGCCAUAGGUUCAAUAUGCAUUAGGCAUUAUGAGUUUAUGUUAGAAAAUCAGUUGAAGAUGUUUUACCAUAAGCAACUUACGACGGAUGAUGCGCCACUGAGGAUGAAAAUUGAAGUACUUGUAAAUAUAGAAAAUUAUUUGGUUGAAGAAAAUAACAGAAUGAUUCAGCAGGAUUUAGAAUGGAAAAAGCGUUCGAAAGACGAAAAUUUAAAAGAAAUGGGCGACGUUUCUUCAGGAAUGGCAAGUACAGUGAUUCAGCUGUAUUUAAAAGAAAUAAUGCAGUCAUAUUUAUAUCAUGACAUGCAAGUGCGGCAGGUGGCACUACGUGUCAUGCAGCUUGUGCUAGAACAAGGUCUGGUUCACCCUGUUCAUAUUGUACCAUAUCUUAUAUGUAUGAGCACGGAUAUUGAAAAGGUGAUAUCACAUAGUGCAGAUAAGCAGCUGUUGGAUAUAGAAAAGAAAUACCCUGGUUUCAUUCAUACUAAGUCUUCCUUGGGCAUAAGGUUGUCUUAUGAACUGCAGAAAAUUAUGCAGGAUAACAGCACAAUUGUCAGAGGCUGGAGGGUGAAAGAGAAAGGAGAAUACCCGUCAGCCUUGAACGGAUAUUUAUACAGUAUUCUAAGAAAUUCCCGACAACAACGACGUGCCUUAAUACUUAAUAUUUUGAAGCAGUUUGACGAACAAGCUCGUACAAGUUUGUCUCACAUGUUGUAUCUAGCAGAUAAUUUGGCUUAUUUCCCCUACCAAGUACAAGAUGAACCAUUAUUUAUAUUUCAUCACAUCGACAUAAUGAUCUCAGUUUCUGGAACUAACCUAUUACAAUCAUUUAGGGAGGGUUUGAUAAUGACGGAAGGCCAACAAAAACAGAUAAUGGAGAGCGAAAAUAACGAAGGUGCGUUGCAUGCUAUUUCAGCAAUAUCAGCACUUGAUGAAGAUGAUGAGGAUGAAGGAAUGUUAUUGUCCCGUGUACCUGAAGAUACAAGUCAGCUACAGGCUUGUAUUACAGCAGCCCAAGGCUGUUUCCUCCUGCUCAUGCUAAAGCAGCAUAUCAAGGAUGUGUAUGGUCUGAGCGACGGUAAAAUACAGCUGUAUUCACCAUCGGAGCCAGCCAAAGCCUAUGAAAAGGCAAUAACCAGGAGGUCGAAUGCUCUCUUCAACCCUAAGUCUACCUUGCAUAAACUGAAAGAAGGUAAUCCACCCACAUGCCUGGAUGAAGAAGGUCGAAGAGACCUCAUUCGGCAGUACCUAGAUUUUAAACAGCUCAUGCUGCAACUAGAUCCGGAUGAUCCUGAUGACGAGGAAAAUGCUCCAAAGGUACUCACUGCAUUGGCAAAUACAAAUCAACAAGUGAACCAAAUUGGGACUGUCUCCUCCAUACUUACCGAAGCUGAUCAGUUUGUACUCGACAAUUACAAGGAUACUCAACCUAAAGUGCCCAAACUGGUGAUAUCGAACAGGAGGUUUGAAAGUGAUACGAAACGCACCCCUAGAACACAGAGAUCAACCGAUAAGACGAAAAAACACAAACAUAAAAGGAAGAGGAGGAAGUUUGUAAGUUCGUCAGGAGAUGAAAGUGAGAAUGACUAUAGUGAUCCAGAUUUCCUGGCCUAGCUGUGCGCCCACAUGAACAGUUUACACUGUUCGAACCUGUACAGUGAGUUAGCUAAUCAUCAGCGAAAUAAAUACAAGGAUAUUAAGAAAAAUUAUUGUUUUUAUAAACAAGAGAACUUUCUAAAGAUUUUUUGUAUGAAGUAGUAACAUACUUUAAUAUGUAAAUGAAUGUGAACGUUGAAAACAUUUAUUUCAGAAAAUUGGUGAUUUGUUCUUUCUACUUUAAUUUUGUAGAGGUCGCAUUUUUAGUAUGGAUGCAUGUAUAUACAUAAUAUAUACAGCAUUAAUGGGAGUAUGGAAACAGCUAAUUAUAAUUCGUAAUCAUUGUUUCCUGCAAAUGCUGUAAAACAGCAAAGCUUAUGUUCGUCGAAGACUUUGAACUGGGCACUGAUUAACAGCUUUUUAGUUUGUACAAUUCAAGAAGUCGAGGGUUAUCAGGACAACUAUCCUGAAUUGUAUAUUUUGUACCCAUAUGCUGGAUUUUUAUCUUUCAUGGAAAUGAUAUUGUACAGUUACAACAGCGUAAAUAAUUUAGGUCAUUGCGUGAAAUUGACGUUCUCUUAUAUUGCAAGGUGUUGAUAAAGGACCUGACCUAGGCCGAGUGGUUGGGUGAUUCUAAGAAGAAAAGAUCAUACAAACAGAUUUGUUAAUGGUUCGUUUCAGAGAUUUCAAACUUUUUUUCACAAAAAAUCGUAACCCGAUUUUGUUGAAGCUUUAUUAAAACCCUAUAUUAUCGUAGCCUUUUAGAUCACUCGAUUCAUAUCCGUAAAAGUUUUCCCCUUAGAUGUGUUUCGACCUAAGGAAUCACCUCCCAGAAAAUUGUGUCUUGUGGAAUAACCUCCAUUCAAAUAAGAGAUCUGAAUUAUCGAAAAUUGAUAUAGUUGAAGUGGGUUCCCUAAAGAUGUAUUGGAAAUAUAAAAUUUCUUGGAUGAUAAAAAGGUUUUAUCGUCAAAUUUAAUUUGGAAAUCUCCAACACAAAAAAUAAGUACUACUAAAAAGUUUUUGCUUUGCUUUUUGGGAUAUCAUUUCCUUUGAAGGGUAACAGUGUUUUGAACAUUGCUAAUUUAUUUGCCUCAUUAUGAUGAUGCUUAUAAUAGGAGAAUCGAUUAUUCAGAAAACUAUGUGCCCGAAUUUGUCUGAAUUUUCCUUAAGUCUUGUUCGCACGUAGUAGUGUAUGUAUAUAUUGAUUUUUAUAUUGAUCGAUAGAAGAAAAUAUAUUUUUCCGAAUCCAUAUCCUCGAGUUUUGUUCGCAUCUGGAAGGUGUAUAUAUAUUUUUUUUCGAAACCCGGCGGAAGUAUUUAAUAUCCGAUGUUAUUAAAUUCACGAAUGAGCAUAUAUGUACCUGAACCCAGUUUUCUGUGUCUACAUUAUUUCUGUAUAUGCCACUGGUCAAGAUUUUUCAAGUGAUUUUCAGUUUAGUGAUUGAACACUGCUUCAAACUUCUAUUGUCUGUAAAAUUUGAUUUUCACAAAAUGUAUAUCAACCAAUUUGUAGACUAAUGAGACACCCGCUCCUUUUUCGUACGUUUUAUAUUUUCUCCUGAUCACCGCAUUUCCAUACGUCUAAUUUGCCGAAAUUGAAAAUCUCCAGGCCAUCCAAACCUUGUGAAGUGAAAAUUUUACAAAAAUAGUUAUCCGGAGAAGAAUUCUUGACCAUCUGGAGUUUGUAUAUUGUAAUAAUCUCCAUUCAAAUAAGAGAUCUGAGUUAUAGAAAAUUGAUAUAGUUGAAGUGGGUUCCCUAAAGAUGAAUUGGAAAUAUAAAAUUUCUUUGAUGAUAAAAAGGUUUUAUCAUCAAAUUUAAUUUGGAAAUCUCCAACACAAAAAAUAAGUAGUACUAGAGUCUUUGCUUUUUGGGAUAUCAUUUCCUUUGAAUGGUAACAGUGUUUUGAACAUUGCUAAUUUAUUUGCCACAUUAUGAUGAUGCUUAUAAUAGGAGAAUCGAUUAUUCAAAAAACUAUGUGCCCGAAUUUGUAUGAAUUUUCCUUAUUUCUUGUUCGCACGUGUAUGUAUAUUUUUUUUAUAUUGACCGAUAGAAGAAAAUAUAUUUUUUCGAAUCCAUAUCCUCGAGUUUUGUUCGCAUCUGGAAGGUAUAUAUAUAUUUUUUUCGAAACCCGGUGGAAGUAUUUAAUAUCCGAUGUUAUUAAAUUCACGAAUGAGCAUAUAUGUACCUGAACCCCGUUUUCUGCGUCUAUAUUAUUUCUGUAUAUCGGGCAAAAUUUUUCAAGUGAUUUUCAGUUUAGUGAUUUGGUAACUUAACACUGGGCCAAACUUCUAUUGUCUGUAAAAUUUGACUUUUACAAAAUGUAUAUCAAUAAAUUUUUAGACUAAUGAUACACCCGCUCCUUUUUUGUACGUUUUAUAUUUUCCCCUGAUCACCGCAUUUCCACGAAUUUGUAUGAAUUUUCCUUAAGUCUUGUUAGCACGUAGUAGUGUAUGUAUAUAUUGUUUUUUAUAUUGAUCGAUAGAAGAAAAUAUAUUUUUCCGAAUCCAUAUCCUCGAGUUUUGUUCGCAUCUGCAAGGUGUAGCAUAUAUGUACCUGAACCCAGUUUUCUGUGUCUGUAUUAUUUCUGUAUAUGCCACUGGUCAAGAUUUUUCAAGUGAUUUUCAGUUUAGUGAUUUGGUAACUUAACAGUGUUUCAAACUUCUAUUGUCUGUAAAAUUUGAUUUGCACAAAAUGUGUAUCAACCAAUUUUUAGAUUAAUGAGACACAUGCUCCUUUUUUGUACGUUUUAUAUUUUCCCCUGUUCACCGCAUUACCAUACGUCCAAUUUGCCGAACUUAAAAAUCUCCAGGCCAUCCAAACCUUGUGAAGCGAAAAUUUUACAAAAAUAGUUAUCCGGAGAAGAAUUCUUGACCAUCUGGAGUUUGUAUUAUUUCAAGUUACAGUCAAACCUCACAAAAAAUUAUGUAACUCCUUGUAUUUGAAAAUUGUAUCUUGUGGAAUAAUCUCCAUUCAAAUGAGAGAUCUGAGUUAUCGAAAAUUGUUAUAGUUGAAGUGGGUUCCCUAAAGAUGAAUUGGAAAUAUAAAAUUUCUUUGAUGAUAAAAAGGUUUUAUCAUCAAAUUUAAUUUGGAAAUCUCCAACACAAAAAAUAAGUAGUACUAAAGUAUUUGCCUUGCUUGUUGGGAUAUCAUUUCCUUUGAAUGGUAACAGUGAACAUUGCUAAUUUAUUUGCCACAUUAUGAUGAUGCUUAUAAUAGGAGAAUCGAUUAUUCAAAAAACUAUGUGCCCGAAUUUGUAUGAAUUUUCCUUAUGUCUUAUUCGCACGUGUAUGUAUAUAUUGUUUUUUAUAUUGAUCGAUAGAAGAAAAUAUAUUUUUCCGAAUCCAUAUCCUCGAGUUUUGUUCGCAUCUGGAAGGUGUAUAUAUAUUUUUUUCGAAACCCGGUGGAAGUAUUUAAUAUCCGAUGUUAUUAAAUUCACGAAUGAGCAUAUAUGUACCUGAACCCCGUUUUCUGUGUCUAUAUUAUUUCUGUAUAUCGGGCAAGAUUUUUCAAGUGAUUUUCAGUUUAGUGAUUUGGUAACUUAACACUGCGUCAAACUUCUAUUGUCUGUAACAUUUGAAUUUACAAAAUGUAUAUCAACCAAUUUUUAGACUAAUGAUACACCCGCUCCUUUUUUGUACGUUUUAUAUUUUCCCCUGAUCACCGCAUUUCCAUGCGUCCAAUUUGCCGAAAUUGAAAAUCUCCAGGCCAUCCAAACCUUGUAAAGUAAAAAUUUUACAAAAAUAGUUAUCCGGAGAAGAAUUCUUGACCAUCGGGAGUUCGUAUUAUUUCAAGUUACGGUCAAAUCUCACAAUAAGAUUAUGUAGGGGAGACCGGGGCUCCUUGGUCACUUUUCCAUCAAAACUUUGUUAACAGAAAAAUAAUUUGAGUUGAUCGCGUCAUGAAAGACUUACAGCUAAACCGUUCUUAGUUGCUUCCAUACUCCAAGAGUUGUAUAUAUUGAAAAUUAUUUAUAUUUUGUGAGGGUCUCUCCGAUAGUUAUAUAGAUUUAAUUCGCAUUUCUUUUAUAUAAUUUGAGUGUAUAUCAGGGGAUCCAAAAAAAUGGUCAAGUGUGACCUGUUUGGCUUAUUGAACUAGUUGAAAUUCCUACUCCAUUGUUAGUUCGCUUUAUGAUAUAUAUAUAUAUAUAUAUAUAUAUAUAUAUAAAAGAUGAUAACGUUUCUUUAAUCAAUUCAGAGAGCAGGAUUCAAAACAAUUUAUAGACAAGUGUCAUGUAUCGAGCGAUAACGACCACUGGUAUUCGUUCAUAAAAAAAAAUCUGUAAAGUAUUUACUACACGUUUCACGUGUAUUCUGGAGAAAUCAUUUAUAUAUCAUAAAGGGAAUACACCUACCUAUCACUAAGUGAUAUAAUAAGCAGCUUUUAUAUUUAACCUGGACAUAGUAGCAAUUUUGACAUUGGUAGGUGCUUGAGAAUUGAUUCAUUUAUUCAUUCAUGCCAGAAAUAUGAUAUCUCAAAGGCGUUAUUUUUAUACAAAGUAUGGAAGAGAAUAUAUUCGUCACUAAAAGUCACACUUGUCAUACAUUUUGUUACGUAUCCUACUGAUUAAUUAGCCUGUUUUAAAUUUAGGAUGCAGUAUGUGCGCAGAUUUAUGAAUUUUUGUUUCAAAUACGCUUGUUCACUGCACCUGAACAAUUUCUAUACCUCAUAUCGUGUUGGUUCAAGUUGUUUUGUUUUGAAAAUGGAGUUUGUUCCAUUAUCCUUUGUAUUAAGUAAUCCCUAAUAUGGUUAUUGAUGAAAAAUUUCCUUUAUCAAUGAAUUGGAAAUAAAUUUGAGUUUCGUGCAUUUUUACAUAAACUAUACAGGAGUAAUUUCUCAUAAUGCUUCUGCGAAGUCCGUAUUCCACUUUCAUACAAGGUUUAUGGUAUAAAAAAUACAAUGAGAUGAACAUGGAACCAAUGAUUGUCAUGAAAUAUUCUGAAUAUUGCACCAGUCAUUUCGUUUAGCUUUCUAAAUAAAACUUUUGUAAAUCGACGAUCAUCUUGUAUAUUUGAUAGCCCUGUACAAAAGUGAAAUUAGCUAUAUUCCUGGUACCGGUGGUCAACCCAUGUCGGAUUUGACUAGAGAAGUCUUGUGAAUUACGAAAAAAAACCUCAAUGUUCCUCGUCUGUUCAUAACAACUGAAAAUAAGUUUUGAUAGAUUCCAAGUACUUCACUGAUAGGCCAUGUGUUAUUGAGAAGUUGAGAAUAGCAUGUUGCCUGUCAAUGUAUUUUAAGGAAUCCAGUGGGAUCUGUUGAAAUUUCAUAUUUUCGGUGGAUUACCUUACUAUGAAAAACUUUGUUUGGCCAUCAGUGACAUUAAAGUUGGGUACCAGAAAUCCUAUAAAGCUUGGAAAAAAUUAUAACUCUCCUAAAACUACGUGUUAUCAGUCGUAGUUAUGACUAGGGUUGCCAUAAGUCUCGCAGCAAAUAUCGGGAUUAGCACUUAUGCAAAUUUGGACCUGGCAGUUUCAUUAAAAAAGGCCGUUUUUGAAUAAGAUAUGAUUUAGGCAGCAGCGGUGGCCGCAGUAGUAGACUCUUCGGUCUCCCGAUCAGUCGCCGUGCGCUGUGCGGGUUCGAGUCCCAUCCCAGGAGAAAUUCUUCUCUUGCUAUGGAUGUUGUGAUUGUCCGUAGGUGGUAGACGGUCUCUGACUGUCGAACGCGGAGGUACCACCCGGCUGUUCUCGUAGGCGGAACCAUGUUGCAUGCACACGUGUUCCCUCGCCAGAGUCCGUGUGGCGUUCCCCCUUUCCCAUGUAUCCCCUAUAUAUAUAUAUAUAUAUAUAUAUAUAUAGCUAUAGCCCCACGGUACCCAAUGGGUGCUUAGGCCUUAGGCCUUCGUGGUAGUUGGAGUAUAAAAAAAAAUAUAUCAAAUUAUUUGUGUAUUUGGAAAAAUAGUCCACGACUUGUAUCUUUGCCCAAACUAGUGACAUUCUCAUAAGAUUAUAACAGCUAUGUAAUUUCACAAGUUUAGGUAGUUACAGACAGAAAAUAUCUGUUACCGAUAAAAUCAAUUGUAAAUUAUGUAUGUGUAUUUCAGUGAGCAAUAGAUUAAAGUUUGCACCUUUUAUACAACAGUCAUGUAAAAUGUUAUCAUUCAAAAUGAAAAAAAAAUACGAAUGGAAUCUUAAAGGUGAAAAGAAAUGUUAACACACACACACUAACGUGUGCUAUAGGGAUGUUUAAAAGCAGAUUAGGCUUGAUAUUUUUAAAAAUUGGCAUUCUGUAUCUCUUGUGAAAACGUAAAAAAUAUUUUUUUCAAAAACUCCAGGUUCUUUACACUAAACCCCUAAAAGUUGAAAUACAGAAAAUUAAAUAUUUUCCUCAAACUAAGUUUCUCAAGAAUUCCUAACGUAAAGACACUAACGUGGUCUCCACCAUUUUUCUGAAUUGCUUGUUUAUAGCUAAAAAAACAAAUAAAUCAUCUUUUCGAUUUUUUUCACGUUGUUUUUUGGCUUUUAUCUACGUUAAAAAAUUAUCUUUCAUACGACCAAAUUUCUGGAUUACAUAUUAUAUUUCAAAAAAUAAGUUAUGGUGGAACUAUAAAUAGAUAGGCAUCCCCUAGAGAUUUCUUCAUUACAUUUUGUAUAAAUUUAUUGUAUUCGCUACUUGUAAAUAAUAUAUUAGACGUGGGGAUUGGUUUUUGGAAUGUGUUUGGUAAUGGUUGUGAAAUUAUAUAUCUGCUGACUGGUUAUUAUAAUACUGUCAAUAUGUCACAUUAUGAUCGAAUAUUGCCUCUCCAUGAUUUUAGUAUGAUACACAGGUACUAAAAUUGUGUAUUUUCUCUGUGAAACUCUUUUAUCGCUUAAUUCAUAUUUAAAAAUAACUGCAUGUUUCGAUGUCUGUUCUUCUUUUUUUUUAACACAAGAAAAUAGACGAAUAAAAGCGAAAGCCUCGAAAUGAAAGAUGAGGAAAAUUACCACGGACUUGUUUUGACUGUAUAUAAAUUGGCGCAAGAGUCUCGUGUCGACGACCUGAAUUAUUAAAGGUCAAACGUCUCAGAAAUUCUUCUUUUGCGAAUAUCUUGUUCGGCAAACACUGAAUGCUAUUUCGAGCUAUUUACUUGAACUUAUUCUCAUUUGUGAGCACAUAUGAGAUAAAAGAGCUCCACCCUUUCAGAACAUGCACGAUUUUGACUCUGAAAAUUAAGUUGGAUAGAUGAUUACGCCCAAAAAGUUGGUCAUGAAUGCGCCAAAAACACUGCUCUUGUGAAAAUUAUUAUAUUGAGCGUUCUUCCUCCACGCAGGUACAAUACAGUAUUUGUAGAUGAUAGUUAUGUCAUUUUAACCGCAAAUCGUAAAUACGGAUUAACGUUUGUGAAUGGCGCGAAGCGUACGCGGCGGGCGAUGAUGGCUGGUGUCAUGUGACGUCACCACUCAGUCUCAUAUGAUUACCAAAAAAUUCCAUCAAUCUCAUGAAACCAUACUAUUAUUAUUAGGUAUAAAAUGUUUAACAGCGUGUGGGGUAACAGCUAUACGUGGUGAUAGUUCAGAAGAGAUUCAAAUAUUUUGACACAUCUCACAUAUAUUUGGCCAAUUAUUGCUAAAGGGUUUUCCCUAAAGGUUGCUUCAAAGUUUACAGAAUAUCUUAGUUUGUCCACUUUAAACAAAUUAAUAUCUGGAAUUAUGCUUAUGGGAUGAGUUUUAUCAAAAUGGCAAAUAUUGGUUCCACAAAAAAAAACUGUCUUGUGUAAAUAAUGAAGUGUAUAACAUUCAACAGUGUGAUCAAAAAUAAAUCGCAACAAAUCACUAGUAUUUACAUUCUACUCAGUUGUUGUAAAGACUUGUUAAUAUUUAUGUAGUGCUUGAUCUUAAGUUUGUCCAUGACUAUCUUUAUUUGAAAUCCUAUUAACCAGUCUCUACAACUAAAAAAUGAGAGAUUUGAUUUGAUGUUCAGUAUUAUAUAUCUAAAAUGUUGAAGUGCAAUUUUAUUUUAACAUAAUUUAAUAUCAUUUUCUACUGCACAUAAAGUAAAAAUUAAGUUACUAAAUUUUAAGCAGGUUAUUUAGAAAGUAGAUGUUUAGUUAAUGUCAAUUGUUAGUGAAUGUAUCAUGUCCUUGAUGGUUGUUUGUUUUGACCAUAAUUUUAAUUCUGUAAAUUAAUGUAUGUUUGGUCAUACAAGCAUCAUUUCAGGGUUUUCCAUUGUAAAACUCCUCAUUUCUAUUUAAAUAAAUUUAUAUUUGUAAUGAGCCUAUUUUAUUUCAUGUAAGGGACAUAAAAGGUCAUUAACCUGUAC